This is a messenger RNA of Cladophialophora psammophila CBS 110553, 1152 nucleotides long. RefSeq lists its product as uncharacterized. Lineage: Eukaryota; Fungi; Ascomycota; Eurotiomycetes; Chaetothyriales; Herpotrichiellaceae. The record is from RefSeq and is a predicted model, not a curated record. The transcript has a single exon. Gene Ontology annotation, cellular component: mitochondrial inner membrane. Gene Ontology annotation, biological process: mitochondrial proton-transporting ATP synthase complex assembly. The coding region runs from base 1 to 1152 and encodes 383 amino acids.
AUGGGCCGCAAGGACGUCCUCAGUCUCUUCGUCUCCCUUACACUACGCCCUCAUAGCCGCUGCCUUUUGCGACUUCAAAAUUUAUCACGCAAUACCUCAAGCUCGAAUUCGCCGAGGACGGACAAAGCCCGAAUCGAAAUCAAGAAACCAACAAUCCCCCUCCAUGUAGGUCUGGACCGAAACCCUGAAAACCUCUCGGCUAUUUCGAGAAUUCCAAUCCCACGAGGAGUGACGGGCGAGACAUUCACCCCCUCGGUCCUAGCCCGCCCGCUCGGUCUCGAACGUCCCCCACGACCUGGUCAAAACAGUCCCAUUGACAAUCGCACCCUCCGCGAAAGACACGAAGAAUUCACAAGCUACGAGAAGGCACUCGAGCGGCGGCGGGUCUACCUGCGGACUUUCUUCCGUCCUUACUUUCAAGAAUGGCGACGGGUUGACCAUUUUAAGGGGAAAAGUUUUGUCUCGAAUGCUCGAUUGUUCAAACGUGAAAAGGCACUUUACUUUCCCAACAUUUGGGGCCAAACGCUGGCCAAAGAAGGUGAUGGACCUCAAGGCGGACGUGACACGACUCCCCUUCUGAUGGGCAAGAUUUCUGUCAUAGCUAUGCAAUCGGGCCAUUGGGCGGAAGAACAGGUCGACACCUUCGUCAGCGUCAAGAAUAAUCCGGAACUGAACGAAAUGAUCGAAGAAAGCAAAGGUCAGCUGCAGAGAGUGGAUAUCAACCUUCAAGGUGACUGGAUACGGGCUUUGCUCGUGAGAAUGUUCCGUGGGCGUCUGAGAAAGACGAUACCAGAAGAACGUUGGAGCAAGUAUUUCACGAUCAAAUUGCCCCGGGAUAUUCGCCGCGGGCUUAAUGAUGAAGUGCGCGACGCGAUGGGUCUCCUCAACUCUCAAGUCGGAUAUGUAUAUCUGGUAGACUCAAGCUGCAAAAUUCGAUGGGCAGGGAGCGGUCAUGCAUGGGAAGGAGAGGUUGAAGGUCUGAAUGCGGCAGUUCGGAGACUGCUUCAAGAGGAACAAGAUCUAGGACAGACAUCCUCCCGAAUUAUAACCAAGUCCGUCACUCCAAAACCAAAAGCACCAACGGCGGAGAUCAACAAGUCGACGGUAACCACCAAGAAGCGCAACGCCAUGCCCGCGGCUAUCACAGCAUGA